Messenger RNA from Rotaria socialis, 2442 nucleotides. NCBI's taxonomy places the organism in Eukaryota, Metazoa, Rotifera, Eurotatoria, Philodinida, Philodinidae. The record is from the annotation of a GenBank genome assembly.
AUGUCAUUCGAUGUUUCACGUAAUUUCAUUGACAAAUCCAUCUCAUUGUAUCGUGGUGAUCUGCGCGAUGUGCCCGAGCAAAGACCAACAUCAGUACGAGUUUUUAUUAGCUCAACAUUUACAGAUACGAUCGACGAGCGCGAUUCACUCAUCAGGAUUGUAUAUCCAAAAUUACAAAAAUAUUGUCUUGAAACUUAUAACGUCCAGUUUCACUAUUCUGACAUGCGUUGGGGUAUCCCAGAUCAAUCUAUAAAUGAUCAUUCAACUGAAGACAUGUGUUUACAAGAAUUAGAUCGAUGUUGCCAGCUGUCUCUAGCUACGAACUGCGUUAUUUUGUUAAGUCAUCGAUAUGGAGGUCGGAUGUUACCCGUGCGCAUCAGAGAACAUCUAUUUAAUGAGCUUCAAACUUUCAUUUUCGAUGAAGAAGACAAAAGUCUUCUCAACACAGCCUAUCGACUGGACACAAAUCAGACAUACCUCUCGAACGAACAAUCAAUGGAGUAUAGUUAUGUUCUGUUGCCAGUCAAUCCUGAAGCAAAAACACAAUGGAAAAAAGAUGAAAAGAGGUUACAAGAAGUCCUGCGUUAUGCUUCAGCGCGUUGUUUCGAAAAUAAGAAAAUUAGUGAAAACGAACGAAAUGAGUUUCACAUAUCUACAACAGCAAAAGAAAUAUAUCGAGCACUUCAAAAUAACGAACACCGUCAACAGAGAAUGGUUGUUUUCUUGCGGGAAAUUGAAGACAUAGCUUGCGUGGAACCAGAUCUGAAAUCAAAGUUCACCGAUGAAAAAUUUAACUCUACUGAAGGUAGCAAUGUAGAGGCACAGAAGUUUCUUGCUGAACUUAAGACAUAUAUUAAAAGUAAACUCUCCGAACACAACAUAUUCACAUAUAAGGUGCAUUGGAAAGAUGAGUCAAGCAAAAGAGAAUAUUUAAACGAAUUUCUAGCAAGAUUCUAUCAAGUUAUAAAGGACCAAAUCGACUAUCAUAUCAAACGAUCUCAAUCGAAGGAUGCACUGUACACUGAAGCUCUUGAACACGCUAUUCGAUGCAAAAUGUUUAAUAAAAACUAUAGCCCGCGAGAAGACAUAAUGCAACAGAUCAAAGACUUUGUUUUAUCAAACACAUCAGGAGCACCAUGCAUCUUACACGGUGAUUCUGGAACAGGUAAAUCAUCAAUUAUGGCUCAAAUUCCUGUCGAGGUUCCAAAUUGGUUUCGAACUGAAAAUAAUACAUCGAUUUCAGUGGUCAUUCGUUUUCUUGGUACUACAUCUUUCACUAGUGACAUACGUCGACCACUUGUCUCUAUCAUACAGCAAAUCUGUACUAUCUAUGGAUUUCAGAAGCCGAUCAUACAUGAAUCAAACACUCUUCAGGAUAUAAAAGCAGACUUAGAAAAGAUUCUCGAACAGAUUCCGACGAAGGAAAAGCUCAUUCUUCUUUUCGAUUCAAUUGAUCAAUUGCGAGUUGAAGAUUACGACUGCUCAAUGUGGCUACCUGUGAAUUAUCCAAACAACGUCAAGUGCAUUGUAUCCACUAUUCCAAACCCUGAUAUGGACAAGCGAAAUAUUCUUGAAGGUCUGAAAUCUCUUUGUAGCAACGCAACGAUUAUUGAAGUAACAAAGCUUGAUGAGAACCUAGCUCAACAAGUCAUUGAAAAGUGGUUGCAGCGUGACAACCGAAGUUUAACACAGAUUCAACGAAAAUGGUUACUAUCAAAACUAGAGCCAACAUGGAAUGAACCAACUCCGUUGUAUCUCUCGCUUCUAUAUGAUAUUAGUUUGGGCUGGCACUCAUUUGACGACGAUAGAUUGACAAAUUUAAGGAGAAUAGGAUAUACAAGAGACGCCAUCGAUCAAUUGUAUGAUCAACUUUCAAAAAAGCAUGGCGAAGUGAUAUUCAGACGGGCAAUCACUUAUGUACAACUGUCAGGAGGCUUGAGUGAAACAGAACUAUUGGAUAUGCUCAGUGCUGAUGACAAAGUUCUAAAGUCUGUUUUUGUCCAUUACUUACCACCACCAGAAAUCUUUCGAUUACCAAACAUUCUUUGGAUACGCAUCCGGAAUGAUAUGCAUAAAUAUUUGGUGGAGAUGGAGGUAGACGGUACGGUCAUUCUUUAUUUGAUUGACGAUUUACCAUCGUUUAGUAGUCGUUGCCACCGUGUCGCUUGUCAUCAAGAAUCGUCCACCGGUAAAGCUGAUGCAGCACUGGUAUGGUUUGAUGUUGGCACAGCGGUUGUACUUCAUUCGUGUGACUUGUAUUUCGGCAUUACUGUUUAUUGUGCAUUGGAUAAUGGUGAAUUCCGAAAGUAUAGCGUUACAAUGAUGAGUUAUUUGCCUGGUCAAUCAAUCAUUCUUAAACAAGAUAAGAAACUGAUACAAUCAAUAAUUGACCUGCAAAUUCAUGGUGACUUCAUUGUAACACUCGACGAAACAAAAAAGUGA